Molecule: messenger RNA, 2491 nt
Organism: Centropristis striata (black sea bass)
Lineage: Eukaryota; Metazoa; Chordata; Actinopteri; Perciformes; Serranidae
Gene: arglu1a
Product: arginine and glutamate rich 1a
Exons: 4
Coding region: 268-1074 (268 amino acids)
Cellular component (GO): mitochondrion; nucleoplasm
Molecular function (GO): cadherin binding
Source: RefSeq, a predicted model, not a curated record
AUUCCGAAGACCGCCGGGAAUUAACGAAAGCCGCGGUGCCUGCUGGGAAACUACAAACUCGUCAAACCGCCAUCUUUCUUUACAGAGAGUUAGUGGGGCAAAUAACAACCAGCUUUGAAUGAUUAUUUCUCCAUAAUAGAGUAAUUGAGGCAAGUCUACUAGGUCAGAUAUUGUAAAUAAUAAGUUUAAAAAGGAGCAGGUGGAAAGGCAUUCUAGAUAUUACACACAUAUCAGACACAAGGCGCUCGACUAGUGGAGGUGGUCAACAUGGGCCGAUCCCGGAGCCGCAGCUCGUCCCGCUCCAAACACUCCAAAAGCAGCAAGCACAGCAAGAAACGGAGCCGGUCGCGGUCCCGGUCCAGAGACAGAGAGAGGUCCAAGAAGCGGUCCAAGUCCCGGGAAUCGAAAAGGAACCGACGCAGAGAAUCUCGUUCUCGGUCCCGGUCUACCACAGCCUCGUCCCGCAGAGAGAGAGCUGCCUCGCCGCCGGAGCGCAUCGACAUCUUCGGCAGGACGCUGAGCAAGAGGAACGCUCUGGACGAGAAGCAGAGGAAGGAGGAGGAGGAGAGGAGGGCAGAGAUGGAGAGACAGAGGAAGAUCAGGCAGCAGGAGAUCGAGGAGAAGCUGAUCGAAGAGGAGACUGCACGACGAGUGGAGGAACUGGUGGCCAAGCGGGUGGAGGAGGAGCUGGAGAAGAGGAAAGAUGAAAUAGAACGGGAGGUGCUGCGGCGUGUUGAGGAGGCAAAGCGCAUCAUGGAGCGGCAGCUGCUGGAGGAGCUGGAGAGACAACGGCAGGCAGAGUUGGCAGCGCAGAAGGCCAGAGAGGAGGAAGAAAAAUCUAAGCGGGAGGAGCUGGAAAAAAUCCUGGAGGAGAAUAACCGCAAGAUCGCCGACGCUCAGGCCAAGCUGGCUGAGGAACAGUUGCGUAUUGUAGAGGAGCAGAGAAAGAUUCACGAGGAGCGCAUGAAGCUGGAGCAGGACCGUCAGAGGCAGCAAAAGGAGGAGCAGAAAAUCAUCCUCGGCAAGGGCAAAUCCAGGCCCAAGCUCUCCUUCUCCCUCAAGGCCACCGAAUGAGACUGCUCCCCCUUCGUCCACGUCAUGCCCUGCCUUCAUCCCCAUCCAGCUCUCCCUCCUCAGCAUUUGACCCCACCCCUCCUCCUCCUCUGUGGAACGCUCGCUUCGUUUUGGAAGUGCUAAAGGAAGGCUGAGGAAAGGGGUGCGACCCGGUGUAUUAACUUGCUCGUCCCUGUGAAAGGCCCACGUUGUCCUUCCCAGCCUGGAAGAGGAGGCAGCUCUUCGCCCUCGAAGGACCUGGCUGCUUCCUCCAUCCUCCUUCAUCCCCACCGCACAGAUGACUCUUGUUUGUGCUUUUUUUCCCCCCUGUUUUAAUUUUUAGGGAACUUGAACUUUUGAUGUAGAAUGCUAUAACAUGUCCCUUGCCCCAUAAGUCUUAACUCUGGUGUAACAGCGAGAAACUGUGCGCCUGUGCUCUUCUUACAUGUCUUCACAGCCAGCAAACUACAAUAGAAAGCCAGUUCCUGAUGUAGAAGAGUGUGUGUGACUUUGUCUAGUUCAGUCUACUGUAAAAACUCGUGCGCAGCUUGGGAGUUGGCCUGUGGUUUUCCUGUUUUUUUUUUGGUUCCUAAAGUGGCUGAUGCAGUGGUAACAAAUCACAGCACAGCCUUUAAAAGCACAGUUAACUUCCCGUCCAGCUGACAGGUUUGUGUCUUCCACCUACCUUACUUCCUUUGCCUAUAACCUCUGUUCACCAUAUAAUUCUACAGCUUUUUUUCUGCUUCAGCUCUGUCUGCCAUGUAUAUAUAUUUUUUUCUAAAUGACAGCAGCAUGUUGACCGGGGAGCAAAGGUUGAGCGUGUGUUAUAUUUGAAGUAGCUGCAGUGCAGGUGAAUUCAGCCUCGACUCUCAAGCUGCCCAUGACUGAACCACAAACCUACAACAGGAUACGUGUCUCGUCUAUGAUAAGGGGGCCUAUGGGUAAUGGAGGAGAGGACAUUUCCUGUAUGAUGUAAUUUUAUUAGCCUUGCUGUGAUGUGCUGACUCCCACUGCUCCUCCUCCUCCCCCCCUAGUUUAAGAUUGAGUUAUAAAAUUGAGCCACAAUUGGGAAAACAAAAAGUCACAGUGAUGAGUUUUGUUUUAUCAGACUCUUUGGGAAACCAGUGAAUUGUACGGAAACGGUUGAGCAUACAGUCCGUGUUCUGUCCCUGAGAUUUGUUGUAGUUAAUUAAUAAGGCAUCUCACUUGGUAAGUCUUGAUUCGUGUAGGAUGGACAAGUUCAGGUAAGAUAAGGUUUGAGGUCUGCUGCCGUAUGAGUGUGUGAGUGAAUGUGUUUCUGUGUGGGGUUGUGACUGACAUGCAGCCUGACCUCAGGUGGGUAUGAUGACUUUUUGUUAUGUAGUGAGAUUUUGAAUUUGUCAUGUAAUUUCGCCCAAUUGUCAAGGAACUGAACAGUUCAAUAAACCCAUUGAAUGCC